This is a messenger RNA of Vanessa atalanta (red admiral), 2512 nucleotides long. RefSeq lists its product as uncharacterized. The transcript has 10 exons. NCBI's taxonomy places the organism in Eukaryota, Metazoa, Arthropoda, Insecta, Lepidoptera, Nymphalidae. Bases 223 to 1947 code for a protein of 574 amino acids. The record is from RefSeq and is a predicted model, not a curated record.
AGCGCAGCGCGAUUGGGUGCUUAGUGUAUCUGUGACAUUAAAAAUACAAUUCUUUGUUUCGAAAAACUUUACAAAUUAAUAUUGUUCGUUUGAAAUAUAUUUCGUGUCAUCUGUUAUUUUUGGAAAUUGAUUUAUAAAAAGAACUUUUUUAAUAGUUUGUGAAGUAUUUAUUGUUAGCUAUGGCUGAAUGGGUGCUAUUGCGUGAAGCUUACUGAUUUCAAAAUGGCGACGUCCGACAUUACGUUCCAAGAUGGCAACUUUAAACAUCCAUAUUUACUUGCAUUGGUACGUUGGUGUGUUUCCUCAUUCUGGAGCACGGCUACCGUUAUUCUGCACAGAAUUAUAACGGCACCCAUACCCCCAAUUAAAGCGCCGAAGGUUCCAAAAACUCGACCAGCGAGCUCGGAUCAUUUACACCCUGAGCCGAAAGUGGAAUGUCUGGUUUUACACACGCCCGGCGAACCGACCCUAGAUAUUAUAUUCGUCCAUGGACUUUAUGGAUCAUUAGGGAACACUUGGAGACAGGGGGAAUGGAUGUCCAAGUACGAUAAGCUGCCGACGAAAAUGCCAUUAAGAAGACCGCACUCCAGACCGACGUGCAAAUGUCCCGCCGAACCGACGAAUUGUUACGAAAACGACAACACACAAAAAUCUACAAACAAUGACGGAACAAACGAGCAAACAGAGAACAAAAUGGCGUCUGAAAAAAUGAACACGAACGCGUAUAAGAAAAGUAAUCAAGUCCUACCUCAGGAUAAUUAUUUCGCAGCGGACACGUUCUACAAUAACAAACUAUUGGAACAGGUCAAUAUUGGAAAUUACGAAACCCAAGCGCAGUUCGUUAAGGACAUGUUCGAAAAUGACGCUAGGGAAAUGAAAGCCAGCUGCAAGUGUAUCGGUGACGUGUGUCGUGGCUGCGGGUGCGUCUGUGACGAGUGCUACUCCCCGUGCUGGCCCAGAGACUGGAUCAGAGUGGAUCAUCCCGGUGCGAGAGUGAUAUCAAUCAAUUACACCAGCGAUCCGUAUCUAUGGCGACCGCUUUGGAUCAGGGAGAUUAAAAGACUGCGACUCCACGAUCGAGCUGACCAGAUGAUCUCACAGCUGCUGGACCUCGGGGUGGGAGAACGUCCGAUUGUUUGGGUCGGUCAUUCUAAGGGCGGUUUAUUCAUCAAACAAAUUUACUGUGAAGCUUACGACGCGCACCUGAAACUAACAAACGCCGAUCGAAUAACGACGAAAUAUGUUAAAAACGAACAAUACACGACGGAGUGUAAAAACGACAAUCGGAUUAAUCAUUGCAUCGACGCAGACAAUACAGACGGACACGAAGACUGUGAUAAGGACUGUGAUAACGCUAGGGACGAUAUCGAUAUCGAUAAUGCUUUAAAUAGUGAUGUAUUAAAUAAUAACGCAGUAAAUAAUAGUAAUAAAGUUAAUAAUGUAUUAGAAGACAGUAAUGCUGAAGAUAACGAAGCUACUGAGAAUAACAAAGACCAGUUAAUCAGGAAGGCAAGCCUCUGGACCAACAGCGCUGGCUUCAUGUUCUACUCCGUCCCGCACCGCGGGUCGCCGCUCGCUGAUAUCAAAACACCCAUCACGGCCAGGAGCAUUGAGCUCAUGGAAAUUUGUAAAGAUUGUAGAUUAGUCCUCAGUCUGCAGGAGCGCUGGCUGCAAGCUGCGUCGUCCGCACAGCCGGCCGUCCGCAGCCUCGUCGAGACGUGUCGCACUCUCAUGUCUGUCCUCUACCUAAGAAUAGUCAGUGUAGACUCGGCAGAUCCUGGUAUAGGAGCUCUAUACGGCGUCUCUGUCGACCACAGAGAGAUCUGCAAGCCUUCGAGUAGAGAGUGUCUGCUCUAUAAAGAAUUAAUGACCUUGAUCGAAGCAGCUCUCAGUAAACACAGACUAAACAAAGACAGAUGCGAUUCGAAUAAAAUUUAUUGCCAGUGAUAAAAAAUUAUGUUACAAUAAAAGUCGAAAUGUAUAUUUUGUUAAAUUUUUAACUCAUAUGUAUUUUUUAUGUGUACACAAUUUAUGACAAAAAACGCUAGUAAAGUUUUUCUAAAUAUCUCGACGAAAACUAAACUCAAAUAUUGGUAUCAGUGAGCACUCAUAAGCCGAAUUGAGUUAUUUACAUAUACAAAAACAUAUUCAAAAUUUGUUUUUAAUUUUUAUAUACAUCGAUAUUAAAUUUUUUUUUAAAUAUUUUAUAGACAUAUUCCAUGUGGUUUUAUUAUCUGUGAAUUUACUCAUGAAAUUUUGACAGCUGAAAUAUGAUGAUACGCCAUUUUGUUACGUGUAUCCUGUAAAUUGUUUAAUUAUUAUAUUCAAUGACGUAUAACACAUUUUUAGUUAUUUAUACUGGCUAUCAUAAAACAAUACAUACGAUUUGAAGCCUUACAGACACUAAUUUAAUGUAUAUGUUACUGUAAAAGCUCGAACUAAGGUAAAUCUUAAGAUUUUCCAGUAAAUCCUAAGAUUUACCGACAUGAGUAGGUGAAUGUAUUUAUUAUAA